This is a messenger RNA of Vicia villosa (hairy vetch), 3132 nucleotides long. RefSeq lists its product as uncharacterized. NCBI's taxonomy places the organism in Eukaryota, Viridiplantae, Streptophyta, Magnoliopsida, Fabales, Fabaceae. The record is from RefSeq and is a predicted model, not a curated record. The transcript has 3 exons. The coding region runs from base 1 to 3132 and encodes 1043 amino acids.
AUGGAGGAGUUUAGAAGUUUUGUGAAUAGUAUGGAGUUGAUCGAUUUAAAUUGCGUUGGAGGUAAAUUCACAUGGUUUAAAGAUAACGGUAAAGCUUUUAGUAGGAUAGAUAGAUUUCUUCUUUCUAAAAAGCUAAUUGAGGAUUGGGAGGUUUGUGACCAAAGGAUUGACAAAAGAGACUUUUCGGACCACGCUCCUAUUCGGUUUCAAGGUUUUUGUGGAGAUGGAAUGGAAGAAGUUGUUUGUAACGGGAAGGGUGAUUUUGUGCUCUAUGAGAAAUUGAAGAGUUUUAAAGAGAAUCUCAAAGGGUGGAAUAGGGAGAUUUUUGGGUGGGUUGACCUUAAGAUGGAGGAGGCAAGGGAUAGCAUAAACAUGUGGGAUAAGGUGUUAGAGGAGAAGAUGGGAGGUGAUAACGAAGUGAGAGACAAAGACGUAACGCUAUUACUUCGUUGGAAGGAGAGGAGGGUAGAGUCGAAGGAGUUACAAACAUCAAAGAGGAGAUUCAUGGUUGACUUUGAUAGACCGGUUCCGGAAGGCCUUUGUUUCAAGCGGUUGGAGGGUGAUGAUGUGGUUUGGAUGGAGCGGGAAUUUUCCGAAGUUGAGAUCAAGGAGGCGGUAUGGUCUUGUGAUGGUGAUAAAAGUCCCGGUCCGGAUGGAUAUUCGUUGGAGUUCUUUAAGCUUAAUUGGGAGAUUUUGAAGGAGGAUGUGUUCAAGUGUGUUAGGGAUUUUCAUGAAAAAGGGAAACUUACCAAAGCUUGUACGUCUUCCUUUAUUACUCUUGUCCCUAAAACCAAGAAUCCUCAAUCUUUGAAGGAAUAUUGUCCCAUUUGUUUGGUGGGUAGCUUAUAUAAGAUAUUGGCUAAAUUGUUGGAUAAUAGGCUUAGAAGUGUGGUGGGUAAGGUGGUCUCGAAUAAUCAAACGGCUUUCAUACCGGGUAGAAAUAUUUCGGAUGGUGUGCUUAUCGCCAAUGAGGUGUUAGACUUGGCUAAAAGAGAGAAGCGGAGUUGUAUGGUUUUGAAAGUGGACUUUGAGAAGGCAUAUGAUAGGGUGAGUUGGAACUUCGUUAGAUAUGUUUUUAAAAGGAUGGGGUUUGGGUUGAGAUGGAGGAGAUGGAUGGAAGGUUGUAUUUUCACCAACACUAUGUCUAUUCUUGUUAAUGGGAGCGCCACCAAAGACUUCGUUGUGGAGAAAGGACUUCGACAAGGAGAUCCUUUGUCACCUUUUGUGUUUGUCGUUGUGAUGGAAGUUCUUACGGACCUUAUGAAAAAAGCUAAAGAUUUGGGAGAUUUUCGUGGCUUCAAGAUUAAUGAUUGUAAGGAGGUGGACUUGCUCCAAUUCGCGGAUGAUACUUUGAUCUUUUCCGAGUGUGAUUUGGCCAACCUAUGGAGUCUAAAAGCUAUUUUUAGAGGGUUUGAGAUGAUGUCCGGUAUGAGGAUUAAUUUCCACAAAAGUAAUUUAUAUGGGGUUAAUUCCGGAGAUUGGUUUAUGGAAGCCGCGGCGAGUUUCCUCUCUUGUAAGGUGGGGUUGCUUCCCUUUAAAUUUCUUGGUGUCAAGGUGGGAGAUAGUCCGAGGAAAUUAUCUAUGUGGAGAGACUUUAUUUUGUCGUUCAAGAAGAAAUUAUCGGUGUGGAAAGGUUCCAAUCUUAGUAUGGCGGGGAGGGUUGUUCUCAUUAACUUGGUUAUUAAUGCGUUACCUAUUUAUACGCUAUCCUUUUACAAGGCGCCUAAAAAGGUGUUGAAUGAGGUGUGUUCAAUUCAACGCAAAUUCCUUUGGGGAGGUGGAGAGUUGAAACGUUCUAUUAAUUGGGUUAAUUGGGAUACGGUGUGUAAGUCCCGAAACGAAGGCGGCUUGGGUGUUAAAAAUAUGAAGAUCAUGAAUGUGGCCUUGCUUAGUAAGUGGAAGUGGAGAAUCCUCAAGGAUAAAGAGGCGGUUUGGCGUGAUCUUUUGGAAGCCCGGUAUGGCAAUAUUAAGCUUAAAGUUUUGGUUGGAGAUUCUUCAGUGGUGCAUAAUAACGAUUCUAUUUGGUGGAGGGAUUUAAUCACUUCGGAUAAUUAUGAUAAUCUCCUCUUGGAUAAUUUUUCUAGUGAAGUCCGUGUUUGUGUGGGUAAUGGGGAAUCGACUCCUUUUUGGUAUGCGAAUUGGAUCGGGCAGCAUUCUUUGUUGGCGAGAUAUCCGGUUCUGUUUGCGAGGGCCCAUAAUCACAUCAUAAAUAUUGCAUCUGCAGGUUUUUUUCAUAACAGUGGCUGGAGGUGGGAUGUGAAUAAUAUUUUUCAGGAAGGAGUUUCUGUUUUAUCGCUGGUUGAGAAUUAUAUUGUAGGGGCUGGUUUAGCAGAGAGGGAUGGUGCUGUUCGGGAGCUGCAGCAGGAUGGCAGCAGCGGUGGUCUGCCAGCGGAAGGGGAAGGAUCCGGUUUCGUUGCUGCCAGCAGUGUAGAGCAGCAGUCUCUCUCCGAUUUUGGGGAGCUCUUGCGUACUAUGGCCGUGCUGAAGGAUGUUCCUGAUUCCUUCUCUUGGAGUUUAGCUACGGAUGGUAUUUUUUCGGUUAAAUCAUGCUAUGAUUUUCUAAAAGCUAAAUUGUCGGGACCGGAUUUGAUAGCGGAUAAAGUUCGGGCUCUCUCCCAUCUUUGGAAAGUCAAGGCUCCUUCCAAAGUCCUUUUCUUUUGUUGGAGAUUUAUACAUAAUCGUCUUGCCACUAGAGACCUCUUAGUGAGCCGUGGUAUAUUAAAUGAGGGUAGUGAAUCUAUUUGUGUUCUAUGUAUGAAGGAGGAAGAAUCUCGGAUUCACCUUUUUUUGAACUGUGUUGUUUCUAUUACAGUUUGGCGCCGGGUCUACAUGUGGCUUGGAGUUGGGGAUUUCUUGUCUUUAGAGGAAUUCCAAGAUUUUCUCUAUAAUUGUGACAAGAUUUCUUGUCUUUCUAAGAGGGCUAUUUUGUCGGUGGCUUGGUUAGCGACGAUUUGGACUUUGUGGCUCAAGCGUAAUGCUAUCAUCUUCAAAGAGGAAUCUUUUAGCUUUCUAGAGUGUAUGUCGGAGAUUCUUAUCAUUUCGUGGAAUUGGUUGGGCUCUUUUUAUAAGAAGGCGCCUUUAUGUAAUUAUUUCGGUUGGAAUACCCAACCUCUUUUGUGUUUUACCUUGUAA